UAUUUUUAAUUUGCUAUCUUUUAAUUAAGUAUUUUUUUUAUUGUAGAUAAUUAAAAUAUAUUUAUUUUUAUUACUUUAUUUACAAUUUUUAAUUUUAUUUAAUAACUAUAUCUUGAUUAACUUUUGCAAUGACAGAAAAUAAAGCAACACAAUUAAAUCAAUUAAUUAAAAAGCGUGGUACUUUUAAAAGCAAACUUACAAAUUUUUGCAAUUACAUUAAUAUAUUAAAAAAUAGCUCAGCUGUUAGUAAUGCUGUCAUUCAGUUCGAGCUUCAAUCGCGCAUUGAUAAAAUGGAAUCCUUAUAUUCGGACUUUGAUACUCUUCAGGGUGAGAUCGAAGAAAUUGCUGACGAUCCUGACCAGAGGUAUCAGGAAAGGGACGCUUUCGAGAACCAGUAUUAUGCGGCUGUCGCGACGGCUAGGAGUCUGUGUAUACCGUCAUUUACAUCGACAAAUCACGAGGGCUGAUCUUCUAGAGACUUUAGAGGAGGCAAAAAACAAUAAAGGUAAUUCUGAAUCUACUCACGUUCAAAAAUCCAACAGCUUUAUAGUUUCUUCAAGUAAAAAUAAAACGCUUUCCUGUCCAUUAUGUCAACAUGAUCAUCAUUUAUUUAACUGUGAUACAUUUAGGAAACUGUCAGUAGAUGCACGCAUUGAAAAAGCUAAAAGUUUUAAAAUAUGCUUAAACUGCCUUCGACCUGGUCAUCAUGAGACACGGUGUAAAUUGUCACAUUGCAAAUAUUGCAAAUCCAAGCACAAUACUCUUCUUCAUCUUGAUAUUCAUCACGAACCUGUCACGCAUGAUAGUGUUGUCCUAUCUGCUGAGCCAUCUCAGUCCUCAACUAAUACGGGUUAUAUUUUAUUAUCCACAGCCUUGGUCAAGGUGCUUGACGUCCACGGGAAACCACAUGCAGCUAGAGUCUUGUUAGACAAUGGAAGUACCGGAAACUUUGUCACAAAGGACUUUUGUGGCAAGCUCAAUCUUCGUACACAUGCUACGAAUUCAAGGGUAACAGAAAACCAAAUGGCAUCGGUCUUAUGGCGAGCUUAAGGAGGGCACCCUCGUCGUCAUCAAGGAGAAGACCUCACCUCCAUUAAUGUGGCUCAUGGGCCGCGUUAUCCGCAUAAUACCUGGAAGGGAUGGUAUCGCAAGGGUUGCCGACAUUCAGACCAAGAAGGGUGUCAUUCGGCGAGCAUACAACACCAUAUGCCCCUUGCCAGUGAAGAGUUUUGAACUUGACACUUCAACGCGGGGAGUAUAUGGUCAAGCCAUGUAAUGGUCUGCGGAGGAGGCCGCGGGGCGCGGGACGCGGAGCAGCGGCGAGCGGACUCGCGACUCGCGGACGGCAGACAGACACAGCAUAGUGGCAACCGCACACGCAUAUAUUCGCACAAUAAAUUGUCGGGCUAAACUUGUAUUUUACAACAACAUU
Galleria mellonella (greater wax moth) is the source of this 1432-nucleotide messenger RNA. RefSeq lists its product as uncharacterized. The transcript has 3 exons. The coding region runs from base 250 to 1050 and encodes 266 amino acids. NCBI's taxonomy places the organism in Eukaryota, Metazoa, Arthropoda, Insecta, Lepidoptera, Pyralidae. The record is from RefSeq and is a predicted model, not a curated record.